Eriocheir sinensis (Chinese mitten crab) is the source of this 10652-nucleotide messenger RNA. RefSeq lists its product as uncharacterized. The transcript has 2 exons. The coding region runs from base 519 to 10520 and encodes 3333 amino acids. NCBI's taxonomy places the organism in Eukaryota, Metazoa, Arthropoda, Malacostraca, Decapoda, Varunidae. The record is from RefSeq and is a predicted model, not a curated record.
AUAGAUUCUCCUCGUUUCCUCUUUUAUUUUUUCCUCUUACCUGUCCUCUCCUUCCCUCUUUAUUUGCUCAUCAAAAAAGGGAACUCAGAUGUGAUAAUGAUGGUGGUGAUGGUGAUGCUGAUGGUGGUGGUGAUGAUAGUGGUGAUGGUGGUGAUGGUGUACUGGAGUAGUCGCAGAGGUGUUGGCGCCGCCCGUGUGGUUGUGCUGGCAGCGUAGUAGUCGUAGUGGUGGUGUGGUGGCGGCGGUGGUGAACUAUUGUGGUGGUAUGGUGGGGGGAGGAGGGAGGGGGCACGGCGGCGGGGUGAGCCAGCGCCAGCACACCCCGCCGGGCCGCCAGUCUCACGUACCCUCCUGCACCUUACACGCCACGCCGCGCCCCGCCACACACACGCACACACACACACACACACACACGCACGCACACACACGCAGACUCGUACAGCCGUGCCUCCAUUCACGCACACACACACGCCCCUCGCCGGUGUGCGCGUGCAGGGGCGCCGCGUGCCCGGAGUGCCAUGUCGGCGCGGCAGGGGCUGAGUGUUCCGCGGGAGGCGUGGCAAGGCUCGGCGGACGCCCUGCUCACCGCCUUCGAGUCGCUGCUGCAGGAGGGGGGGACGGAGGGCGGCGCCGGGCAUCAGGCGGCGCGCCCCAAGUGGUCCUCCGAGGAGCUGCUGGCGUCCUGUCAGGCGCUGUUGGACGACGCCCGGGAAGUUGUGCUGCCCCGGGGGGCGCCCAUCGGCCCCGCCGCCCCCGCCACCCCACCUCCCCUGGCGGCCGCACCCCCGGCGCCCUGCCCCGCCUUGUGUGCCGCCUCCCCGUCCACAAGUAGGGCAGGUGUCGGUCAUUUGUCAGAGCCCGGCGCCUGCCCAGCCCCUGCCCCGGUACCUGCCCUGACACCUGCCCCGGCGCCUUCUCCGCCGUGUGUGGCGUGUGUGGUGCGCCGCGGGUAUGGCCACGAGUGUGACUGUUACACUGACCUGCCCGGGGCACAGGCGCCAUACGGCGCCUCCCCUGCCCCCUCGCUGCCCCCUGCGUCCCCCAGCACAUUAUUGGCCGCGGGUCCGGGCGGCGCGGCCCAGCUGGAGGGUCAGUGUGGCGGGGGGGCGGCGUGGGGCCAACAUUGGCCAGGCACAGGCAUGUCCACGGUCAGUGAGGCCGCGGCCACCUGCGGCGGCGGGGCGGCGCGAGAGGAGGACGAAGAGUCUGUGAUCAGCUUCAGGACGUGCAGCUCCGGGGACCUGGAGAGCCUGGGCUGGUGCUCCGCCUCGGACGGGGAGGCGGACAGCGACGUGGAGGGUGAGUGUAGCCUGGGCAGGUUCACGCCCACCACAGAGGACCUGUGGCAGUGGAACCCCAGCUAUGAGGAGGGGCGGCGGGGCUGGGGCGGGGGCAAGGUGCCCACGGAUGACGAGAGCGACGACGGGACUCAGGCGACCCUGGCCCCGCGGGGACACUGGCAGCGGGAGGCGUCCGAGGAGCCGCCGCCGCCUCCCCACCCGGUGAUUGACAUCCAGGCGUUGGGGUGGCUGGCGGGGACCCUGACGCAGCAGGGCACCAGCCGCGGGGGCGGGAUCGUGGCGGCGGGCGGUGGUGGAGGCCGUGCGGGGGCCGGGCAGGAAGGCACCGCCUCACCCUCCGCGGGGCCGCCAGUGCCCGAUGAGCCGUGCCGCCACCAAGUGCCACGAGGGUCCGCUGAGCGCCGCGCGCCGCCCGAUGCUCGCUCUAACGGCCCCUGCGAGCAGCCCACGGCGGCGGCUAUCCUCGGCGGCAGCACCCCGCCGGAGCAGCAGCAGCAGCAAGCAGCCAUCACCGCCACAGAGGGCGUGGGGGCCGUGACACCGCCGCCAGUAGUCACCAACAACACACCACCGCCUCCAGCAACACCCUCCCCGCGCCCCGCCCCGUCCCCGCCACUUGGGGGCCUCGGGGGAACCGCCACGACCAGCUGCGUCACGCGCCCUCGGCAGGAGACACAGGGCCGCAGUGCUCUGUGUGCUGUGCCCGCCACGCCGCCCCUUCAGGCAGGCGCUGACGGGAGUGUGUGUGGUGAGGGCGUGGGCGGGGAGGCGUGGCGAGGCUCCGGCAGCCCCGAGGCAUCAGACAUCUGGUGUUCGUAUCAGUCGGAGGCGUUGCAGGCCACCCUACCUGUCACCUAUUCCUGUCCCGCUGCUGCUGCGGCCUUGCCCUCCCCUCCUCCUGCUCCUCCUCCUCCUCCACCUUCGUUGCCUCCUCCCUCGCUUUGUUCCAUUCCUCAUGCUGCAUCCCAAUCUCCUGUAGUGCCUCCUCCUCCUCCCUCUGUCAUACCACCUCCUUCCCCUUUUGUCCUCACUCCUCCUCCUCCUCCUCCUCCGCCACAUCUCCAUCCUGCUCUUUCCCAUCCAUCGCCUUCUUCCUCUCCACCUGCGUCUCCAUCUCCAUCUGAUACUUCACUUCCUUCUCCUCCCUCCUCUCCGCCCCCUUCCUCCCCCACCGUCACAACACCUCCUUCCACUCCUCCUCCUCCAACUCCUCCACCGUCUUUCCCUUCGCUGCCUCCUUUCCCUUCUCCCUCUCCUUCCCCAACCCCUCCCCUCCCAUCACCUCCUACUUCCCCACCUCCAUCUCCUCCAUCCUCCUACCCAUCUCCUCCUGCUACUCCUCCUCCUCCUCCUCUUCCUCCUCAAGCUUCUGCUACUCUUUAUUCUCCUCCUGUCACUCCUCCUUCUGACAGUCCUACUCCUGUUCCUGCUGACCCUUCUCCCCAUUCUCCUCCCUUCUCCUCCUCCUCCUCCUCCUCCUCCUCCUCCUCCUCUAUUCCGUUAAGUGAGUUGUGUAUGGAGUCAUCCCAGCAAUUCCUCUCCUCUCCUUCUCUUCCCUCCGCACUUCCUUUAUCCGCUCCUCCGUUCUCUCCUCCUCCACCUCCGCCUCCUCCGCCGCCUCCUCCCGCCAAGACUGAACAGCUGCCUCGCCUAUCACCGCCCCCCACUCCAUUAAGGGCGGAAUUCCAAUGUGUGAUAGACGGGAGAACAGACUCUAUGACGCCACUCCCUGCCUCUGGGGCUAAACUGUUCACCCCGACGCACUCCUCUCCCCCCAGCGCCUCCCCCCGCCCCUCCAGCCGCUCCUCGCCCCGUUCCUCGUCUCCGUCUUCACCCCACUCCUCCUCUCCUGCUCCUGCCGGCCCUGGACAGCAUCUAAGUCUCAUGGCGGCUCCUCCUCCACCUCGUCUCCUCCAGUACCUGUCCGAGGGGUCCUGCGGCGCCCCGGAGCUCGUCAUUCUGGAGGAGGACGAGGAGGAGGUCUUGGAGGAGGAAGGGAAGGAGGCGAACGCUACGGUGAAGGAUAGGGAGGGUGUGGGUGAGGGGGAGGCUGGGGAGGGUGGCGGUGGUGAGUGUAUAAGGAUGGGGUGCCCGCUGGGUGACGCACGGUGCCCGCCAGCGAGGGAGGCGGCGGGUGAAGUGGCCGGCCGCGCCCUUCCUCGCCGCCCCGCCCUCCUGCCUUCCCCUGGAGUCCCAAGCACCAUACGUCACCUCCAGAGUCCUGCAGGCGGGGACCUUCUGGGAGUGGAGUGUCACGCCGAGGGGGGGGCGGGGCCGGCGGGUGGCGGGCAGGACAGUGCGGGUGCUUGUCGCCGCUGUGGGCGCCCCGCCCCGCCCGUCACCGGCAAGGCCGCGGUGUUAUGUGAAGUGCCUGGAGGUGGCAUGCAGGGGCCAGGGCGGAACGACCUGGUCUGUUGGCAGUGUGGGCAGGAGUGCCAAGUGCCGCAGCGGGUUGGCAGCAGCGGCGGGCAGGCGGGCAGUCGUUGCCAUGGCACGGUGGGGGAGGCACACGCGGCGCGCUGCCCGGGGGAGGCGGUGGUAGGCUCGCUGCAGGUGCUUGUGGGGGAGGCGCUGUGGCAGUACCCGGUGCUGGGCCCCGCCGAGCAGGGCCUCCACCAUGCCGGCGAGGAGUGGGCCCUCGUGUUGUCCGGACGCGGCUGGCGCGCGGCUAUAAAUAGUUGUGGUGGUGCUGGUGAACUGGUGACCAUGAGCAGUGACAACAUGGCGGGUGGCGCGGCGCCCUCGCCCGCCGCCCUCCGGCCGGAGCCGCCCUGCCCGUCGAGCCGCUGCGCCUCUGUGUACGGCUUCAGGAUGGCCGGCGGGGACUGUUCCAAGGUGCGGCACCUGCUGCCGGUGUUCGCCAGCAGCAGGGGUAACGCGCGCGAUGUACCGAGCGGCGUGAACUUCAGGGUAAAGGGGGACGCCUCCUGGCAGAUCCACCGGCCCAACAGGAACUCUGACAAGUGUGACCUACGGAUGUACCGCGGCGACGAGUGCGGGCGGGAGGGUGCGGUCGGGGCCCCGGAGGCCGAGGACAAGGACGAGAGUGCCUUCAUCAAGCUGUGUGGCGUCAACCUGGGCUCCCGCCCCCCCUCGCCUGAGUCCUACCCGCUGUUCAGGUGCAACACACUGCCGCGUAGGCUGCCCUCCUACAGGCUCUCUCCCCUCCCCCCCUGGCCCCAGGGCUCCGCAACCUCCCUAGACCCUGACGCCCUGGGCUCGGAGCCCGGCUCACGUCGCCUUUCGCUGGUCGAGCCCGACGAGGGGCAGCCAGGCGGCGACGCGGGCGGCGGCCGAGGGUGCGGGACAACCCUUCCUCGGCCGCCGCCACACUGUGAAUCGAGCAGCAGCACCGUUGCCAGUCACACGUGGGGGUCGUCCUCCCCGGCGCCGCCCCGGGGGACGCCUGGCUCGGCGCCACCUGACACUUCUCGGAGUUGUUACGUUAACAGCAUUCCACGGCCAUACCGCGGCAGCAGCAGCAGCCCCGUGACCCCGCCCGCAGCCCCGCCCGUGCCACAGCUGCACCGCCCCAGAGACUUCCUGCCCGUCGCUGCGGAGCAUGGCGAGGCGGGCGAGGAGGAAGCCGCCCAGCCGCCCCCCGAGGACGAACGUGACCCCUGCUUCCCGUACGAGCUGCAGCCCCCCGCGACGCUCCUCACCACGCGCCGCCCCGCGACACGGAGCACUGCUGCAGGCCAAGCAGGCUCCGGCGGACGUGCCCCCGGGGGCACCUCUGAGCGAGGCUCUGCGGGCCGGGCACAGACGACUUCACCAGACACACUUCCACCUGCCACUAACCCGGCGGCGCCUUGUGCCGCCAUGCCUGCCUCUGGUGACGGCAGAAGGACGGACAGUGCCCCAGGAGCCGCGGGUGAGGGUGUGGCAGCGGCACUACCAUCGGCCUUGACUCAGGCUUCAUGGCACGCCCGGGGACGACCCUCGCAGGACUCUGCCCCGGCCGCGAUCAGCCUCCCCGGAACAAGUAUCUUAAGACUUCAUCGACCCAAACCUUUGAGGGUGUCGGUGGCGACGGACGUCGAGGCGGAGGCCGCCACCACGCAGGGCUCGGCAGCCCCAUCUUGUGGGACGUCGCCCGGGCAGGACACUCAGCAGGCCGCGGACACGGUGCUGCCCACGACACCCGCCGCUGACGAGGAGGAGGCCACGCCCCCUGCGUCCAGGGAGGCCACACCACGACCCUCCUCUCCAGCCCCUGUCACGGAGGAGCAGGAUGAGGCCACACCCCAAGCAUCUAAAGAGGCCACACCCCUGCCCUCAUCCUCCCCUGCAUCCAAAGAAGCCACACCUCAGCCCAUUUCCUUCUCCCCAGCCUCUGAGGGGGCCGCGCCCCCUCUCUCCCUUGCUGAAGAAGUCACACUUCAGCUCACAUCUGUGUCAAAGGAGGCCACACCCCCUCCCUCCUCUCCCUCCCCUCCUUCCUCACCUUUCCCCCAGUUAAGGGAGACCACCCCUUCCCCUUCCCCACCACUGGAGCACCCUCCCCCUCCCUCCCCACCAGAGGAGCACACACACCCUCCCUCCCCACCAGAGGAGCACACCCCCCCUCCCUCUCCACCGGAGGAGCACACCCCACCUCCCUCCCCUCCAGAGGAGCACUCACCCCCUCCCUCCCCCUCAGAAGAAGUCACACCUUCCUCCCCAGCUCAAGAAGUGACUCAGCCCUUGUCAUUGGAGGCCACACUCCCUCCCCUCCCCUCUCCCCGGCCCGUGUUAGAAGACGCCACAUCCCUUCCCCCUCCUGGCUCACCGUCCAAGGCCACGCCUCGUUCCUCUUCUCCAUCCCCACCGCGAGAAAACCCUCCUCCUCCCUUCCUCCUUGGCUCUCCGGAGACCACGCCCCCUUCCUCCCCUCUUGGCCCUCCUCAGGCCUCAACCCCUCACUCCUCUGUUCCGGAAGUAGCCGUUCCUCAUCCUUCCCCAUCACCUCCCGCUUCCCCGGCUGCCGAACAGGCCUCACCCACCCCACCCAUGACCUGCCAAGGGGCCACACUCACGUCCCCCGUCGCCUCCUCGUCUCCUGCCGCUGCCCCGCACGUGGUGACAGCUCCUCUUGUGGCCUCCAGAGAAGCCUUGCUCCCUCAGCCUCUUCCCUCCACCGCCUCCAAGGAGGCCACACCUCCUCCCUCCAGAACCCCAAUCGUUCCAUCCAUUACCUUCGGGGAGGUUCCUCCCCUUGCCUCUGCCUCGUGCACCGGCAUGGUGGUCGAGGAGGGUGUGGCCGCUAUGAGGAGCCUGGAGGGUGCUGCGGGCGUCCUGCCGUCAGGCAUCAGCCAGCGCGCGGCGUUGCUCACCCGUCAGCAGCAGAUUGACGGUCCGGCCUGCUCCCGCCCCACACGCUUUCCGCUGGACAUCAUCUGCGGCAGCAAGGUGUCCGGGGAACUGUCCCCCGUGGCGGGCACCAGGCAGCGGCUCGCCUCCCUGGGCCAGGUGCUGCCGCCCCCUACACAUACCUCCGCUAGGUCCAAAUCUGCCUCCAGAGUGGGCAGCAGCAGCAACACCACCAGUGGCGGCAGCGGCGCAGCCCCUCAGCAGGCCCCAGAUCGCCGUGAGUCGGACGCGGGGCCUCAGAGUGGUCCGGGGCGGGGCCUGGGCCAGAUAGAGGCUGAGGCCACCCCGCGCCCCGUCGUGUUGCCCCUGGACGCCUCACUUAAGGACAAAAUACGACAAACCAUAGAUUCGUUCGCAGGGCUGGAGGCCACCCCGGCCCCUGCCCCGACACUUGUCCCUGCCGUCGUUGAUCAGGGUGAAGCGGCACAAGACAAAAAGGAGUCAGAAGCCGUCCCUCUGGUGCUUGCCUCCCCAUUGGUUGUCGAAGAGACUCCUGUAUUGAAGGAAUCUCUGACCCUUGCUGGCGGCGGCCCUGGGGACGGCCAGGGCGCUGCUGACAGCCACGGGGGAAGGAAUGCGCCGAGGCAGCAUCUAUGGGCCGGGAAGAGAGUCUCCAGCAAGGAUAAUGACAUCGGGCCCACCGCCACUCUCACAGCCCCGCCCUGCCCAGGAAGUCGGCAGGGCGACGUAGCUGUGGGGGUAGAGGACGCAUCAGAGUUGCACCGCCAAGCCCCCCAGACGGAACACACAAGCCCCUUGCCUCUCGGGGACUCCCUUAGAGAUGUGCAAGAGUGUCAGUCAGAGCCUGAAAUGGCCCCAACCUUGGGAACUUGCGGUAGCCUGCUGGAGGCGGCAUCACUACCUGUCGGCCUCCAAUCGUCACCCAGUGGUUCCCGAAGUCCCUCUCGGCAACAGGAUUUAGAGGCUCAGCUGUUGUUUAUAGACGAGGGGGAGCGCGACGACCACCCUACCUCCAUUGAAACCUCUGGGAGCUUCAAGUCGCCCGCCGCAGACCCUGACCACCACAGGAUCAAGAGUCUCGCCUCGCCGCACCUGGGGAAGGAAGGCUCAGUGGCGGAGCACAGCAUCGCACGUCACCCUCCAGCCAAGCAGUUGUCAGAAGAGGACGAAGGGACCUUUGCCGCCGUCCGGGUCGUCGUAACUGAGGCGCGCGAGUCGUCACCGGAGAGCUGGGGUCGUGUGGACAGCCUGUCGAGGGAAGAAUCCCUGGAGGAGUACGAGGCCGCCCUGGAGGUGGUGACGCCCGAGCCUGGCCUCACGUCCAGCCACAGCUCGGCCAGCGUGGCCACCGUCGUGACUCUGGACAGCCCCGGCCACACCCCUGAGCCGCCCAGGCCAGACGAGGACGCUGAGGAGGAGUUUGUGGACGCCACGGACGGCAUCGAGGCAGCGCCGGACCUGAAGCCUGUCAGCGGCCUGGCCCCGUCCCUGUCGAGGGUGCACGGGGCCGCGGCGCCAGCCAGGGACACGCUGCGGGUGGAGUGCGAAGCUCCCGAGGAGGGUUCUCCUGGCUCUGGUUCUUCCGGAGGCCAAGCCACAGACCCUGACUUACCGGCCUCGGCCUCUGCUUCCUCGACCUCGACGGGGUCAGAAACAUGGUGGACUUCGGGCGGCGGCCCCGUGGCGCGGCGAGACCUACUUCCUCUAGACGAGGACGAGGACGAGGCACGGUGGCGCGCCUCCUUGGGUCCCGCCCGCUUGGACAGCGACGACGAACCCCUCGGCUACGAGAGUGAGGAAGACUUUGAGGCCAUGGACGCCGACAUGCAGCGCCUCGAGGAGAAAUUGAAAAAGUUCGAGAUGGAGCUGGGCGGCCAGGACGACGGGACCGUGGCUGAGGGGGGCGAGGACAAGGGCGCCCCUCUGACCUCGCCUCCCCGCCUCUCCUUGGGUGAAGAGUCACUGCAGCGUAUCGCCAUCCCGAAGGUCUUCCCGGCGCGACGCUCCACCCAGACCAAGCACCUCAGCCUCAUGACGCGCCUCGAGGUGCACCAGUACGGCGACUCAGCCACCGAGUCUGAGGACGAGUCUGAGGUGGCCUCGUCCAGCGACUCGGCGGACUUCCUGUUCGUGAAGACCAGGGUGAAGAUGAAGCCCGGCCAGCGCAUCAGCCGCUCCUUGGACCACCGCCGUCCCGAUAAGCACAGCGUGCUGGGCAAGGCCUCCGAGGCGGCCGCCAAGCAGGCCAAGAAGGCGGAGGCGUGCCUCUUCGAAGAGCGGGUGGACCUCAGCAGCCUCAACCUGCCCGUGGAGACACCGGGCGAAGAGUUGACGCCGGAGCUCGGUGCUGAGAUUGUCAGCAGAGACAAGAUUGACGCAGACGUUAGCGAUGCCCAGGCGAGGGAAGAGCCGCUGCCGUGUGAGGAGGAGGUGGCGGAGGCCGUGCCCGCAGAGACAUAUGAGGCCAUUCCUGAGGAGCCCGAGGAUGACGUGCUGUGGGGCGGCGAGGACCACUUUCUGCUGGGCUACAUCUGGCAUGAGGACGACAUGGCGGCCGUCGACUUCGAGGGUCUGGAGGACUUCCAGAGCUUUGAGGGGCAGGAGGCCCUCAUGUUCAUGUUCGAGGACGACGACGACGACGAGGACGACGAGAUAGUGAGCGAGGAGGAGAGUGAGUGUGAGGCGCUACCAGAGUGCCUCGAUGAAGCUGACCUCUCCCCCGGCGAGUACCUGGCCGACGAGAGCGAGGGGGAGGGUGACGGCCGUCGCGGCCCCGCCCCGCCCGCCGCCAAGGGGCCAGACAACACCUUCGUGGCUGCCUUCAAGAACGGCCUCAGGAAAGCCUCCAAGUACUUUGGGCCGAAGAAGGGCAGCGGCGGCGGCAGGAGCGACGCCUCGUCCCCCGCCCCGUCCCCCGCCCCGACAGGCUCCUCGGGGCUGGAGGACGACACCAGCGCCGGCGUGUACAAUGUGCAGAGUGGUCGCCUGGGGGGCCCCGGCUCCCUCCACGCCCCCUUCAGCGACUCUGAUGGCACCGACAUUUACUCGUGCAGCUCCGGCGAGUACUACGCCGUGCCGGCCAUGUGCGUCAACACGUCAGACGAGGACCCGAGCCUCGCCAUCGCCAGAAACCUCGCCGCCCCCGCGGAGGCGCCCAGCCAGCCGCCGGUGCCGCCGCGACGCUGGGCCAACCGCAAGUCCCGCACGCCCCAGGAAGCCGAGGUGUCUCCGCGAGGCCGCGGCGGGGCAGCUCGCCAGGCCGUGGCUGCCGCGUCCCCCGCGCUGCUGCCAUCAGGGGCCGCCACACGCAUGUACCUUCCGACCACUGACGACCACACUAACGGCGCCAGGGAGACGCUGCCGGGCCUGGCCGCGGUGCCGCCACACCUGUGCGGCCCUCCAGGGCCCCCCGCCUGGGAGGGGUUUCGGCCCCCCGUCGUGGCCUUCCCGUGCCCUCCCCUGCUGCCCCAGUCGUGCGUGCCCGGCGUCCCCUGGGCUGUUGACCCGUACUCACGUGUGCCUGAGGCCGCCCUCCCUCAUCACGCUGCUCCCAACCACAGACUGGCGUUUGCCGCCCCCGCCUACUCCUGCGCCGUCCCUGACACUGUCCUCGCCCACACCUGUGCCGCUCCCUACCCCUGUGCUGCCCCCAUCGCCUCCCCCCUUGCCCCACCCCCAGUCACCCACUCCCACAAACCCACCUCUGUCAAGCAGCUCAAGCGUAAACAGCAGGAAAAGAUCCUUCGCCAAGAGGCGGAAGAGGGCCUGGAGGCCGCCGCCUGUGCCUUUUGCAUGGGCAUGCCCCAGGCGCGGCCCCGCCCCCCGGAACACGCCGUCCACUGGCGCCAGUCCAGCCCCCACCCUCGAGCCUCCAGUGACCGGCGCUCCUGGCCGCCCCGCAAGUGAUGCAGGAGUGAAAGAAAGAAAACUUUGUCCACCGUGAGACUUGAGGGGAAAAUACUUUAUAGAUUUAUGGCAAACUUUUCUCUCGUAUCUUUUAUCUCUUCUCUUUUUUUGGAAUAAAUGUAUUUAUGUAGA